This is a messenger RNA of Corticium candelabrum, 1743 nucleotides long. RefSeq names its product E3 ubiquitin-protein ligase HERC2-like. Lineage: Eukaryota; Metazoa; Porifera; Homoscleromorpha; Homosclerophorida; Plakinidae. The record is from RefSeq and is a predicted model, not a curated record. Bases 91 to 1743 code for a protein of 550 amino acids. The transcript is spliced from 6 exons.
UUUUCAUUUCCUGCUUCGAUUCUUUUCUAGAAAGGACACUAGCAAGUUGUACAAACAGGGUGCCACUGAGUAGCACCGGUUGGCUACUCAAUGAAAGCGUACGAACCGGUCACGUUGACACCGCAAGCGCGGUUCGAUAAGAAAUGGACGAAAACUCGCAUUUCGGAUAUUUUUACGAAGAGUGGUUUGUCUCACUUGUGGAGUGAGAUGCUGAAGGAUGGCGAAGCUGCUAGCGCGGUCUCUAGAGGAGAACUUCCCUGUAUAGCCAAGGAGUCUGUAGACAGUAGAUUGGAGAACAGUAGUGGUACAGGUACUGAUGUUCUGACCGCGACGACAGCAGAGUCAAUUUUGGAUUCUUGGACUUGGCGUCAGCAGCCUGACUCCGAACAACUGAAAGAUGCCUUGCAAUCUCUUCUAGUCGAUCAGCGACAGCUUGCAUGGGAGGCAUCAGGAACUAUGCCGUCAAUGCAGAGGUUGCAGAAGCGAUUGACAAUCUUGAGUCGAUACUUUCUUGCUCUAUCUAGACAUCUUCCUGUGGUGGUGUCUACUGUGAAACUUGGUGCCAAGCAAAAGAAAAGAAAUCAGGUCAAUGCCAAGUCAUCAUUGCACACUACAGCUACAGACAAUGUGACACAGCGGUUAGCUAAAGUUGGCACCAGGGCAAUUUUGUCCUUUAUGUUCUCUUCUCUUAAACGAACGUGGCGUUCUGGUGAAGAUAUACACAUGUGCUCAGAUAUUUUGCAGGAGUCCCUUUCUGCAAUGCUGGCUUUACCUGUAGCCAGUCUGUUUGAUGAGACUAGCAUAUCAGCAUUUUGGGUUGAAGUAGUCAGUAGCUGUUGGAAGUUUCUAAGAGCAGUUGUGAUGAGUGAAUUACAUUCUUCAAUUCCUCCUAUUGCUGAUCGGCAAACUGCUCUGGCUCUUCUAAUUGAACUCAGUGUUCAACGGGCUUCAUUGAGUCAGUUACUUGAGGCAGUUCUGUUACUUCUUCAGCUUCCAGAAAAAACUUCAAGUGAAGACUCUAGUGCUUUUUCUUUUGCUCCUCUUGUUCCUGUUCUAAAGCAGUUGGCAACUGUUGAUGCAAGGUCUGGAAAAUUACAAGAUAAAACACUGGAAAAUGAAGAAUUAUUUCACUCUGCAACAACAGUCAGCCCAACAAAGAGCUUCUUACAAUAUUUGAAUCUGCCUGAUGAUGAUGUAAUGUUUGAGCUGAGACAAGCAGCACUUAUUAUCUUAUGCUAUGUUGACAGAUUGGCUGAAAGCUAUAAACCUGAUGAUGAUAAUGAUCAGGGAACCGGAACUGCUGCUAGUGUAUAUGCAUUUGGUGGAUUAAACUGGAGUGGUAGCAGUGACACCAAGACGCCAGAAUCUUGUGAUUGGCUAUGUGACCUCAAUGUGCUUGAUAUAAGUUGUGCUGAUAAACAGAUAUUCAUCACGAACCAUUCCGGAAAUGUAUAUGAGAGUGCUUGUGGCACAGCAUUACCAGAUGCUGAGCAAAUGGUGUUAAGAGGUCUGGAAAAAGCUAAGCUUGUUCGAUGGGUUAAGAAAUACUUUUGCACUGGUUCAAGGUUAUCAUGGACCCUGACAAAAGGAGUAAACAUUACAAAGAACCCGGAGUGGUUACAGAACUCACCGGUGGAUGAAGCGACCCUUCCCAACUUAUGCCCCUUUACUGCACUUUUGGACGAAGGCUGGACAUCAUAUUUGGCAGAGUCGCCAUUUGUCUUCUUUGCUAGUCUUUACUGA